Molecule: messenger RNA, 2358 nt
Organism: Lachancea dasiensis
Lineage: Eukaryota; Fungi; Ascomycota; Saccharomycetes; Saccharomycetales; Saccharomycetaceae
Source: the annotation of a GenBank genome assembly
AUGAGUUCUGACUCCGAGUCCGACCAUUCUCACGAACGUGGGCAUGUCUCACCAGCUGCGUCCAUGGCUGUAUCGUUGGCAUCGAUGGACACGGAGGAACACAAUGAACUGUACGACCAUAGGAACUUGCCGGACUCGUUGCCUGUGCGUCAAAACUAUGAAAUUAAUAAGCCCAAUCUGAGAACCACGCAGUCGUCGAAUGACGGAAAAGACGGGAAUAAUGACGUUUCUCCAAAUACAACGCGACCAGGAACUUCAUUUGGCGAGGAAUCCGACGAAGACUUAAAAAUUGAGGGCUCCUACAGGAAGCUUUCUGCGACUAACACCGAAAAUGCAAGGCCGUCGCGUAUAGCACACUCCAUGCCUCAUCAAAGGCAGCUGUACACGAGUUCGGGAUCUGUUCAAAGGUUAGCUGCUCCUCCUCCCAUGAUGCCCCGCAAAUCUUCAAAGAGCUCUGGCCCUGAAGAAGCCGGGAAUAUGAAAAGGGCAAAAGCGAGAACCAACUCCGAAUCCUCCUCGAACAAGCCUUUGCACUUUUUGAAUAAAACGCUUUCAGAAAGGUCUAACCAAAGCGAAAGUAACAUCAGAGACCAAACAAUGAGACGUAGGCUCUCUUGGGUAUCUAUUGAGACGGAUAACUCGCGUGCUUCGCGAGAAUCCCAAGAAACGGAGGAAGAUGUGUGUUUCCCUAUGCAACGUUUGGAACACACUAGAAUUAACGGUAUUGAUUUCGAUGAGCUUGAAGAGCACGCAAUGCAGUCCAGGGAAGAGUACAUCGGCAGCAUUUUGAAUACUGCAAAUGUUGAACCUGCUGAUGCCAAUCAAAAAUACAUGACUAAAGAAGGCUCUUCUUCAUCUGCCGCUACUACAUCUACCGCCGCUCUGAAGUACACACCCAAGGGCUCUUCUACCUUGGUGACUGAGAAAAAACCGGAAAUCCCAGCACAUGGCUCCCAAAGUGGCAUUUUUUUCGGAAACAAUAAAGUUGAACACGAUGAUUUGGACUACGUACACACACCUUAUGGCUCUCAGACCGAAGAGUAUGUAGUUCCGGAUAGGUUCUCUUUCUUCUGCUCCGAUACUGAAGAAACUGUCCAUGCCCCUGAUAUAUCAUCACUUGUGAAGCCGGGGCAAACAUUCAGAGAGCUUUUUAGAGAUGGUGCUCCUACUUGGUGGUUAGACUGUGUAUGUCCGACCGAUGAAGAAAUGCGUUGUAUCUCGAAAGCCUUUGGCCUCCAUCCACUGACCGCUGAAGAUGUUAGGAUGCAAGAAACACGUGAGAAGGUUGAACUGUUCAAGUCUUACUAUUUUGUUUGUUUUCAUACUUUCGAAGGAGACCACGAAUCUGAAGAUUUUCUGGAACCAAUUAAUGUUUACAUUGUGAUAUUCAAAGAAGGUAUUUUGACGUUCCAUUUUGGCCCCGUAUACCAUUGCUCUAAUGUGAGACGACGUGUGAGACAACUGCGGGACUACGUCGAUGUUAGCUCGGACUGGCUCUGUUAUGCUCUCAUUGAUGAUAUCACGGAUAGUUUUGCUCCUGUUAUUCAAGCAAUUGAAUAUGAAGCAGAUGUUAUUGAGGACUCCGUAUUCAUGGCACGGGAUAUGAACUUUGCUGCCAUGCUACAGCGGAUAGGGGAAAGUAGAAGGAAGACGAUGACUUUAAUGCGGCUACUGAGCGGAAAGGCAGAUGUUAUUAAGAUGUUUGCUAAGAGAUGUCAGGACGAACUGAAUGGGAUUGGGCCUGCCUUAACAUCCCAAUUAAAUAUCGCCAAUCUACAAUUCAACAAAACUCCGCAAGCCAGAGGAGACCCCCAAGGGCACGGUGCCCCUAAUAUAUACCCAGGGAGAGCCCAACCUAGAGCCGAUAUUGCUUUAUAUCUUGGCGAUAUUCAGGAUCAUGUUGUGACAAUGUUUCAAAACUUGCUCUCCUACGAAAAGAUUUUCUCUCGUUCUCAUGCUAAUUACCUAGCUCAACUGCAAGUUGAAUCCUUCAACUCGAACAACAAAGUAACUGAAAUGCUGAGUAAAGUCACAUUAAUAGGUACUAUAUUAGUACCCCUCAAUCUCGUCACUGGCUUAUUUGGUAUGAACGUUCCAGUUCCUGGUGGAAGUGGAGGCAAUUUGGGUUGGUGGUUUGGGAUCCUUGGUGUAAUGGCAUUCAUUGCUUUGACAUUCGCACUCCUUGCUCAUGUUUGGCUUGCCAGAAUUGCAGCGCCAGCAACUUUGAACGAAGCCGCAGAGAGUGGAACCCGGUCCAUCAUGAACACUUUGAGGCCAAGAGGCUCGCGUACCGUCAACAAGGACAACUCUUAUAGGAAGGGUGCCGCUAACAGAUCCAUUUCCAGUUUUCAAAGGUAA